This is a messenger RNA of Vicugna pacos (alpaca), 939 nucleotides long. RefSeq names its product olfactory receptor-like protein OLF2. Gene Ontology annotation, biological process: G protein-coupled receptor signaling pathway. Gene Ontology annotation, cellular component: membrane. The record is from RefSeq and is a predicted model, not a curated record. Gene Ontology annotation, molecular function: G protein-coupled receptor activity; olfactory receptor activity. NCBI's taxonomy places the organism in Eukaryota, Metazoa, Chordata, Mammalia, Artiodactyla, Camelidae.
AUGGCUGUGGAGAACUGCUCUGUGUCUGCUGACUUCACGUUCCUAGGACUUUCUGGCAGAAGAGACGUGCAGCAGGGGCUCUUCGUGUUCUUCCUGCUAGUUUACGGCAUCACCGUGAUGGCCAACCUAGGGAUGAUCCUGCUGAUCAAGGUGGACCCCAGACUCCACACGCCCAUGUAUUAUUUCCUGAGCAACCUGUCCUUCUGUGACAUCUGCUACUCCUCCAAUGUCUCUCCCAGGAUGCUGGCUGAUUUCCUAUCUGAGCAAAAGAGGAUUCCAUACAAUUUGUGUGCCAUCCAGAUGUUUUUCUUUGGAGCCCUUGCAGACGUGGAAUGUCUCAUGUUGGCUGUCAUGGCUUAUGACCGCUAUGUAGCCAUCUGCAACCCACUUCUGUACACAGUCACCAUGUCCAGGAGAAUCUGUACCCAACUUGUGGCUGUCGCCUACAUUGUAGGCUUGGUGGAUUCGGCAAUCCACACCUGUUUAACAUUUCACUUGUCUUUCUGCCAGUCUAAUAUCAUCAAUCACUUUUUCUGUGACAUCCCACCCUUGCUAGCCCUCUCCUCCUCAGACACAUCCACCAAUGAGAUCAUGAUGUUCACUUUUAUUGGCUGUGUUGUGGGCUGCAGCAUCAUCACCGUCCUCCUCUCCUACGGCUACAUCAUAACCACCAUCCUUAGGAUGAACUCGGCACAGGGGAGGCGCAAGGCCUUCUCUACGUGUGCCUCCCACUUGACGGCGGUGGCCGUGUUCCACGGCACCCUCCUGUUCAUGUACUUCCGACCCAGCUCCAGUUACUCCAUGGACACGGACAAAGUGGCCUCUGUUUUCUACACGGUUGUCAUACCCAUGCUAAACCCGCUGAUCUACAGCCUAAGGAACAAGGAUGUGAAAGGUGCCCUGAAAAAAGCAAUCAGCCCUGAAUUAUGCUCUGGGUGA